ACAGCAAGCCAAAGGAAAAUAACAAUGGCAACUCCAAAGACAAAGAAGAACCGCAUAUUCCCAAAGGGUUUGAAGGCUUCUUUGGCAAGGAGACACCCAAGCAUUCAAAACAAGCUGCGAACGAAGCGGCCGAACAAAACGCCAAACGAGCCUCGGACGAAGUUCCGAAACCGCCCAAAGGCAACAACAAGAACAACAACAAGGCCGGCGGUAACAAACCACCGGAGAUGCCCCAGAUCAAUAUGAAUAUGGUACUAGGUACUGCAUUUGGUACAUGGCUCAUGUGGAAGAUGACUUCUCCGGCCGACAAUGCUCGCGAAGUCACAUGGCAAGGAUUCCGUACUUCAUUGCUCGAUAAGGGUAUCGUCGAUCGUCUCACCGUCGUCAAUCGCAACCGAGUUCGAGUUCAUUUGCGUCCCGAAGCCGGUUCCUUGGGCGUCUCACCGCAGCAAACCUUUGUCUUUAGCAUCGGCUCCAUAGAGAGCUUUGAACGCAAAUUGGAAGAAGCACAAAACGAGCUCGGUAUUCCCUCCAACGAACGAAUUCCCGUCGCUUACCGGGACGAAAUCAGUAUCUUCCAAACCGCUUUACAUUUCGCUCCCACUUUACUUCUGAUCGGUGUGCUCUACUACAUCACCAAACGCGGAGCCGGUGGGGCCGGUGGCCAGGGCAUUUUCGGCAUUGGCAAGAGUCGCGCUAAAAUGUUCAAUCAGGAAACCGAUGUCAAGGUCAAGUUCAAGAAUGUGGCCGGCGCCGAUGAAGCCAAGGAGGAAAUCAUGGAAUUUGUCAAAUUCUUGAAGAACCCGGCGGCUUACGAACGGUUGGGCGCAAGAUUACCGCGUGGCGCCAUUUUGUCUGGUCCUCCCGGUACAGGUAAAACCCUGCUGGCCAAGGCCACGGCUGGUGAAGCCGGUGUGCCUUUCUUGAGUGUGUCCGGUUCCGAAUUCGUGGAAAUGUUUGUCGGUGUCGGUCCUUCGCGUGUGCGUGAUUUGUUUGCGACGGCCAAGAAGAACGCGCCUUGCAUUAUCUUUGUGGAUGAAAUCGAUGCCAUUGGUAAAGCCCGUGGCAAAGGCGGUCACAUGGGCGGCAAUGACGAACGUGAAAGCACCCUGAAUCAGCUCUUGGUGGAGAUGGAUGGUUUCAACUCGGACGAACAUGUGGUCGUGUUGGCUGGUACGAAUCGACCUGAUGUGCUGGAUCCGGCUUUAAUGCGUCCCGGUCGAUUUGAUCGUCAUAUUGCCAUUGAUCGUCCAGACAUUGGCGGUCGUGCUCAGAUUUUCAUGGUCCACUUGAAACCGAUCAAGACCACCGAGGAUAUGGAACGAUUAUCGAGAAAAUUGGCGGCCCUGACCCCUGGCUUCUCUGGCGCUGACAUUCACAAUGUGUGUAAUGAAGCCGCCUUGAUUGCUGCACGUCACCACAAGGACAGUGUGACCGAGGUCGAUUUUGAACAAGCCAUUGAACGUGUGAUUGCCGGUUUGGAGAAGAAGUCGCGUGUGUUGUCGCCUGAGGAGAAGAAGACGGUGGCGUACCACGAAGCCGGCCACGCCGUCGCGGGCUGGUACUUGCAGUACGCCGAUCCCUUGUUGAAGGUGUCGAUUAUUCCUCGCGGAGUAGCGGCACUGGGUUACGCUCAAUAUUUACCAAAGGAUCAGUACCUUUAUUCGACCAAACAGUUAAUGGAUCGCAUGUGCAUGACCCUGGGCGGUCGUGUGUCGGAACAGAUUUUCUUUGACACCAUCACCACCGGUGCUCAGGACGAUCUGCAAAAGGUGACCAAGAUUGCAUAUGCGCAAGUGUCGACAUAUGGUAUGAACGAGAAAGUCGGUCCUCUGUCUUUCCACGAUCCCAACUCGGAGCAACAAUUCCAGAAACCUUUCUCUGAACAGACCGGUACCCUGAUCGAUGACGAAGUACGAAAGUUGGUCAAUGGAGCCUACACGCGUACCGUGCAACUGUUGACGGAAAAGAAGGGCGAUGUCGAAAAGGUGGCCAAGCUCUUACUGGAAAAGGAAGUGAUCACCCGCGAAGACAUGGAGAACCUGUUAGGAAGACGUCCGUUUGUGGAAAAGACUGUCUAUGACGAAUACGUUCGUCGCAAGGAAGUUUCUUCUCCACCGCCUUUUCCUGAGAGCAAACCCAAUGAUGGUGAAGUGAACUCGACAUAAUUUUGUAUAAUUUAAUUAUAUUCUCCUUCCUUUUUCUUUAUUUGCAUUACUUUGAAGACCUUCUUUGGAUUUCUCUUUUUUUUCCCCUCUUUUCGUAAAGAACCGCUUUGUACAAUUUAUUCAACUAGAGUUGUCAUUAUUUCCCUAAAACCACGAUCGAAUCGCAUCCACGAAAAUAGGAAAAGCCAGAGAGACAGAAGUUUUGAUAUCAAAUCAUUUGAAAGUUCAACCAUUUGGCACAAACUGACCCUUGACAAGUCAAC
Messenger RNA from Radiomyces spectabilis, 2431 nucleotides. Its product is annotated as peptidase family M41-domain-containing protein. Bases 228 to 2168 code for a protein of 646 amino acids. NCBI's taxonomy places the organism in Eukaryota, Fungi, Mucoromycota, Mucoromycetes, Mucorales, Radiomycetaceae. Gene Ontology annotation, molecular function: ATP binding; ATP-dependent peptidase activity; zinc ion binding. The transcript has 2 exons. The record is from RefSeq and is a predicted model, not a curated record. Gene Ontology annotation, biological process: mitochondrial protein processing; protein-containing complex assembly. Gene Ontology annotation, cellular component: membrane; m-AAA complex.